Molecule: messenger RNA, 2784 nt
Organism: Recurvomyces mirabilis
Lineage: Eukaryota; Fungi; Ascomycota; Dothideomycetes; Mycosphaerellales; Teratosphaeriaceae
Exons: 2
Coding region: 1-2784 (927 amino acids)
Biological process (GO): intracellular calcium ion homeostasis; calcium ion transmembrane transport
Molecular function (GO): calcium channel activity; calcium ion binding
Source: RefSeq, a predicted model, not a curated record
AUGAAUCACGACGCUACGAUAGAUAUUCCAAUGGAGCACAUGGCCGACGAUGCUGCCACUUUGAGGAAUCAAAGCAGUACUAGUCAGCUACGGCCUACGGACUCAACCAUGUCACCUACAAAGCAACGAAUCAACAAGACUUUCAACAGAGGGAGGAGACCGCAAAGUGGGAUUCAUGGCGGCAACAGGACGGGACACGUGGGAUACGACGGGGAGGAAGACACGAUCAAUACGAUGGGAAAGAUCUACAAGAAGAUUAGGGAUUUCUCGAUUGUGACGAGGUAUCUGUUCUAUGUCGUGCCCAUUGGUGCAUGCAUAGCUAUACCGAUCAUCAUUGGAGCGACAAGCGCGAGGAAGACAACCAUUGGCAACGUGCCGAUCUUGUGGUUCUUCGUGUGGAUUGAGAUUAUUUGGUCCUCGUUAUGGGUGAGCAAGAUCGUGGCACAUUUCCUUCCGAUGAUCUACGAAGUCUUUGCUGGCUUCGUAUCUUCUGGUGUGAGGAAAUACUCUAUGGUUCUGCGUGCACUAGAGAUCCCGCUCUCGCUUGUCGGAUGGGCGGUAUGCUCGUUGGCGACCUUCAAGCCUCUCAUGACACAAAACCCCGGCACGCAGCCUGAUGGCCUGGAUCCUCCCAAUGGCAAGUCAUACGAAUGGCAAGAUAUCCUUCAGCAGAUUCUCGGAGCUGCUACGGUCUGUGCUCUGGUCUUCUUGGGCGAGAAGUUCAUCAUCCAGCUCAUUUCGAUCGACUAUCACCGCAAGCAAUUCCAUUUCCGUAUCAAGGAGUCAAAGCGUAACAUCUUCCUGCUUAGUCUACUCUACGACGCUUCCCGGGCUUUGUUUCCGGCGUACUGUAACGAGUUCGCUGAGGAAGACUACACAAUCAGUGACCAGCUCGCCAUCACUCUCGGUCUCGGCGGUAGUAAAGGUCACAGCCAUGCUCGAAGUGGAAGUCGUACGCCUAUGCGUGUUCUACAUGAUCUUGGCCGGUACGGUGAUAAGCUCACUUCUGCCUUCGGGAAUGUAGCGUCCGAAAUCACGGGCAAGCAAGUCUUCGAUGCAAACAGCUCACACUCCAUCGUUAUCAAUGCGCUCGAACGUCCGCAAGCUGCUGAGGCGCUGGCUAAGCGUAUCUGGAUGUCUUUUGUUAUGGAAGGUCGCGAAGCAUUGUAUCAGGACGAUCUUCUGGAAGUUCUUGGUUCGGAGAGGAAGACGGACGCCGAGGAGGCAUUCGCUGCUAUUGAUCAGGACGGCAAUGGCGAUAUCUCGCUGGACGAGAUGAUCAUGGUCGUUACCGAAUAUGGCCGGGAGCGCAAGGCUAUCGCCAGCUCUAUGCACGACGUUGACCAAGCCAUCAAUGUUCUGGACAAUCUGUUCAGCGCGGUCGUCUUCAUCGCAGUCGUAUUCAUCUUCGUCGCUUUUCUCAACAAAUCCUUCGUUACCACUUUGGCAACGGCUGGAACCGCUUUGCUGUCCCUCAGCUUCGUCUUCUCGGCGACUUGCCAGGAAGUUCUCGGAAGCUGCAUUUUUGUCUUCGUCAAACAUCCUUAUGAUGUUGGUGACCGGAUUGAUCUUGGGCCUGAUCAAUUCGUGGUUGAGCAUAUCAGCUUGCUCUUUUCCAUUUUCCGGAGGACCAGUGGUGCCAAUUGUGGUCGAUCUGUUCAGAUUCCAAAUAUUGUUUUGAACGCUCUUUGGGUCGAGAACAUUUCGAGGAGCAAGGCAAUGAGCGAGCAGUUUGAUGUUGCGGUAUCGUUCGACACCACAUUCGACGAUGUUCAGAUCCUCAAGGACGAGCUUACACGUUUCGUCAACGACAAGGACAACAGCCGCGACUUUCAGCCUACUUUCGAAAUCGGGAUCCUUGGAACGACUGACCAGUCCAGACUCAUGCUCCAGGUCGAGAUCAGGCACAAGUCGAACUGGGGCAACGAGACUGUCCGACAGGCUAGGAGAAGCAAGUUCAUGUGCGCGCUGGUGUCUGCGCUCAAAGCAGUACCUAUCUACGGACCUGGCGGCGGCUCUGAUGCCUCCGGUAGUGCCGCAAACCCUUCAUACUCUGUCGCCGUCUCGGAUCAAGCUGCUAAGGACUCUGUGGCGGCGGCUGCAGUAACCAGAACAAAGGCACGCCUGUAUCCCAAGACGACAGACGACGCUGAGAAGCUCAGUCCCAUCUCGAGCAGUCGAUCGGGCGCUGCUGGCCUCACUGCUCAUGACACCAAGGUAGUGGGCGAUCUAACAAGCCGUAAUCCGGCCUACGAUGCUUCCCGCGACCAAGCAUGGACGUCCGGCAGGGAAGACGAAAGUACACUUGGUGAGACCAGCUUCGAGCGCGAGCAAGAUUUGAACGAAGUGCGUGGUCUCUUGCGCCGCGAGAGCACAAGAGGCAAGCGCAAACCUAGCACCGAGGGCCAGCGAAUGCAAUAUUCUGGCAUACCGACUAUCAACGAACCAAACACGACCAGCUACGCAGACUACGGCUACCAAAGCACCGGCUACUCUUCCACACCAACAGCUUACAGACCAACACUAUCCAGCGUCCCAUCACAGUCAGCCGUCUCAACAACCUCUAUACCACCACAGCUACCUCAGCUCUCGACUGCGACAUCUCCGAUCGCGACUUCGCCAGUCGAGAUGAGGCAGCUGCAGCAUAGCGCGAGUAAUCCUUACAGACAGAAAUCUCAGACCGGGCAGAGAAAGCCUUUGAGUCCUACUGAUAAUGAGGAGGAGAGGAGGCGUGCCGCGAAUAACGGGCCGUUUGAGAAUACGCGGCCUUAUUCUGGGGUUUAG